ACGCAGUAUACAUAUAUAUUUUUUGCGAUAAUACUUUUCUCUCUUUCUGCCUUUUAGCUAAUAAAAAAUAAUAUGACGCAGUAAAUAACAUGACGAUUCAUUUUAGUAAUAAGUAGUGUGUAACCAGCAAAUACACACAGUCGUAUUUAUCUCGCUCUUACGUGUAUGCUUAUUUUUUGGAUAAUAUAUAUUUUAAUAUUUUAGAAAACUCUCAUAACGUUUGUUUCUUUUUAUUGAUUAUUGAAUCACUCAUUGAUGCUAUGAAAUUGAUUGGGAUCGUAUAUUUAGUGUUGUUUUACGGUUAUCUUGUAUCGAUGCUGACAGACGUGACGUUCGAGCCAAGCGCAUUCAUGAAGAUAAAAAUAUCUUGGAUUAACUGGAUUUGGCCGAACAACACCGGAGUCAAUCCCGAUGCAAUUCUCAAUACGGUGGCAACGACUCUCUUACCUGUGCUACUGCAACACGGUCUUUUUUACUCCUCCGCUUCUUGGGUUAUUCUUGGCAAAGGCAAAGCACUAGAUAAUAAUGCGAUUUUUUUUCACGAAUUUCUGCUAAGCGAUUUCGUGAGAUUGUAUUUGAAAUACGUCUGCGACCAGAACAUCAGCGGAAAGAUCUGCUCCAACGUGAUGUUUAUGAUCUGGGGUUACAGCGGCAAGCAGUUUAAUCACACUCUGCUACCCGUCAUCAUUAGUCACUUUCCGGCCGGUGGUUCGUUUGAUACGCUAGUGCAUUACACUCAGGGAUUCCAGUCGGCCAAGUUUCGUCAAUACGAUUACUGUAGCGCGGAAAAUCUAUUAAUCUAUAACUCGGUGGAACCUCCGGACUAUGAUCUAGCGAAUAUAACAGUCCCGAUCGCGUUAUUUUACGGUCCUGGCGACACUCUGGAUGACAUCAUGGAUGUGAAAAAACUCUACCGCGUGUUGCCCAAUGUAGUGGACGUAUACAAAAUUCCAUGGCGCAAUUUCAAUCACAUGGAUUUUAUAUGGGCCAAGGAUGCGCCGAAACUCGUAUACAAGAGAGUUCUCAAGAUAAUGAGAAGCGAGAAUUUAAAUAAUGUUACAUCGAUGGAGAAAUGUUACGUAGACAAUUAAAGUAAGAGAUGAAUGUUACCUGCUAAACCUUUAGUUAGAUGGAUACAAUUGAGGGUAACUGCAAUCGUUAAAAUACAAUGAAAUGUAUCUAAAAGAAAUACCUAUAAAAAUUUAAUAUUAUUUAAAAUUAGGACAGAGGCAAAUUAGAAUAAUAGUUUUUAAGCAAUCGUUUCAGCGAGUUUUGGAUCCAUUGCGAUGAAUCAUAAAAAUUGCGCUAACGAUGUAACAAAUACAUUUAAAUUACAACAUACCCAGCAAACCAAUAUGUAACUGUUACAUAACCUAGGGAGCACUUAAAAAAACAAUGUUCAUAU
Molecule: messenger RNA, 1405 nt
Organism: Formica exsecta
Lineage: Eukaryota; Metazoa; Arthropoda; Insecta; Hymenoptera; Formicidae
Product: lipase 3-like
Exons: 5
Coding region: 261-1091 (276 amino acids)
Source: RefSeq, a predicted model, not a curated record